Messenger RNA from Suillus paluster, 1172 nucleotides. Its product is annotated as RTA-like protein. Bases 219 to 914 code for a protein of 231 amino acids. NCBI's taxonomy places the organism in Eukaryota, Fungi, Basidiomycota, Agaricomycetes, Boletales, Suillaceae. Gene Ontology annotation, cellular component: plasma membrane; fungal-type vacuole. The record is from RefSeq and is a predicted model, not a curated record. The transcript has 6 exons.
CCUCAUGAGCGCGGCGGGGGCAGUGAGCGGCAACAGUGCUAGCGUCUAUGCUCGGGACCAAAGUAUAGUCGCUGUGGUAUUCCGUCAGUCCACACAGUAUCACCUUUUGCAUUGCAUCUAAUUUGUUUUAUCCAGAAUAUAACCCUAGCAAAGUCGCAGCGGGUGUGGCGGGUGGACUGUACUUUAUCGCCAGCCUUUGCCUGUUCACGCGCUUAUUUAUGAAUAAGACAUGGUGGGGACUUUGUCUCCCUAUAGGCACCACCUUCAUGUCCGCUGGUUUUUUCAUGCGCAUACCCAUGACGAUAUAUCCUAAUUCUCUCCCAAUUUUUAUGAUCCAAUCACUCUUCAUAUUGUUACCGCCUGCUGCAUACCUCGCCUUCAAUUACAUCUUAUACGGGCGUUUCAUUGUAAACUGCGUGGACAGACGUUACUCUUGGAUGAAUCCAGAGAGAGUCGCCAAGUACUUUGUUAUCAGUGAUGUCACGACAUUCCUCAUACAGGGUCUAGGCGGUGCUAUGCAAACAUCAACAGACGAGUCACGCGACAAGUUGGGCGCACAUAUAGUACUUGCCGGGCUAAUCCUUCAGACCCUCUCCUAUGUGUUAUUCAUAGUGCUCUUUGUGCAUGCAUGGCGUAGUAUCCUCCGGGACGGUAUUCUGCCCCGUCAGGAGCCAUGGGGAAAGAUCCUUUGGUUAUUGGUGUUUUCGUCUAUAGCGUACAUGAUUCGCUGUAUCUAUCGUACCGUCGAGUUUGCUCAAGGCAACGGUGGCUACCUAGUCACACACGAAAUCUACUUUUACCUCCUCGACUCCCUACCACUAUUUAUUGGUGUUUGCACAUACAUCAUCUACUGGCCAACGAAGUAUCUCGACACUUCAGCCAAGACUACCUAUCAAAUGGCUGGACGCAUUUAGAGUUCUGUCAUGGAUGUUUCCAUUUGUUGAUAUGCGAACUAUGACCCACGGACUUUAGUAAUCUACUGCACUAUAGCGCUCUUUUUUGAAAUCGACCAGCUCCUUUGGACCCGCACAAUGUCCCUCGCUCUAUGUUCGUGUUCGGAGCGCACAGGGAAAGUAAUUGCAUCACGAAGAAAACUCGUGAUGAGCCUAUUAGGUUAUCGCACGUCAUUGAACGGAUUACACUAUCCCCUUAAUAUUUGAAGGUUCCAUGCC